This is a messenger RNA of Raphanus sativus (radish), 1479 nucleotides long. RefSeq lists its product as uncharacterized. Bases 154 to 1353 code for a protein of 399 amino acids. The record is from RefSeq and is a predicted model, not a curated record. NCBI's taxonomy places the organism in Eukaryota, Viridiplantae, Streptophyta, Magnoliopsida, Brassicales, Brassicaceae. The transcript has 2 exons.
GGCCGCAGAGAAUUUAUCGGAAAGAAAUCUUCUCUGACCAUCCUUCCUCAUCUCCAUUCCUCUAAAAUUUAAGAGAGAGAUUCUUUUGUAUCAUUUACAUAACCUAGAAAACAAAAAAAAACAAAAAACAAAAGUCUCUGUGUGUUCGGCGAGAUGGGAAACUGUGCCACCAAGCCAAAGGUUCUCAAAGACUCCGAGGAGGAUCUUGUUCCGCUUGAGAGAGAUACGGCGGCUCCGCCUGAAAAUAACAAGGGUUCGGCGGAAAAGAGCCAUAACAAUGCUCCGAACGCGGCGGAUGGAGCAGCUGCUGCGGCACGACGGAGCGAGAAAGGAAAAGAGAUUCUGGUUGAAGCUGUUGUGAAGGACGAACACAACAAACGCCAAUCUCUCAGUCCCUUGUUCCAUGAGGACAAGGUAAUAGGAAAAGAACUAAGCGGUGUAACGCCAAAACCUAAGACCAAUGACAAAACUGGUGCUUCUCCAGAGGUUUCAAAGCUUGAUGAUGCUUCUCCUUUGAUGGCUACUAAUGUAAAAGCUCCAGAAUCCUCUGACGUUCAAACUCGAAAUGAUCUUGAAGUCAAGAUUCCAAAAGAUUCCGAGGUUAAGACUCCUGAAACGCCUAAAGCUAAGGAAGCUGAAGAACAGGAAGGUCAUUUCUCAGAGAAUUGGGAGGUCAAGUUUCCAGAGGAAUUGGAACCUAACAAAACAUCUGAAGUUGUUAAGGUUGCUAAGGUUUCUGCUCCUAUAUUGUCUGACGUGAAGGUUACGAAAGAGUUAGAUGUUCCUGAGGUCUUGGAGGAUAAGAAUGUUGAAAAGGUUUCUGAGGUUCCGGCUCCACCUGUAUUGUCUGAGGUGAAGGUGACAAAAGAGACAAAUGUUCCUAAGGUCUUUGAGGAUAAGAAAGUUCCAGAAGAUCCUGAGGUUCGUGCUCCUCCUGCAUUGUCUGAUAUUAAGGUUACAAAAGAGUCAAAUGUUCCUGAGGUCUCGGAAGAUAAGAACGUUCUCAAGACUGAUGAAGUUAAAGCUGCAGAGUCAGAACUUCUAAAGGUUUCAGAAGUUAAAUCUUCAGAGGAUUUAGAGAUUAAAGUUCCAAAAGUUUUUGAAGUCAAAACUCCUGGAGAGGUUAAGACUGAUAAAGAAGCAUCUCAAGCUAAUAUUGCAGAAGAAACAGAGGUUCCAGAGUUUCUAGAUGCUCGAGAGAAGAUUGAUAAAGCGGAAGCUCAGAUUCUUGAGGACAUUAAAGUGACAGAAGAUAAAGAGAUUGUGAUGCAUAAAAAAGAAGAGGAAGAAAAAGGUUUGUCUAUUGAGAAGAAAGUCAAGGAGUCUACACCAUCUGGUUUAGAUAGCAAAUGAGUUACAAGAGAGACAGAGAGAAGGGUUUAGCAUAUUCUUAUCGGAAAUUUCAAUUUAUGUGUUUGAAACCUCCUUUGUUUUUUUUUUAUUUUAAAAAUAUUUUUUCUAAUUACGGGGAUCAUUAAU